This is a messenger RNA of Anoplopoma fimbria (sablefish), 8525 nucleotides long. Its product is annotated as alsin-like. Lineage: Eukaryota; Metazoa; Chordata; Actinopteri; Perciformes; Anoplopomatidae. The record is from RefSeq and is a predicted model, not a curated record. Gene Ontology annotation, molecular function: guanyl-nucleotide exchange factor activity.
CUGAGGUUUUCUCCCAUCAACAACCCGAAACUGUCAGAGACAACUUCUGCUUCCACUGCGGUGCACUGGUUUGAACAUGUGUACUUAUACUAUCCGUAGCUCGGUGUUCCUGUCCUGACAGCCUCACGCAGUCAUCCAGAGGCGCCGCGUCGGACGGGCAGUGGAGAAGCACUUGAAGCCAGAUGAACCAAAGAGGCGUUAAAACAGGAAAGAGGAUUCCUUUUGUUCCUGCAAACUGAUUUAUUGUUGGGAGGGAACAGAAGACAAGAGCUUUGUCAAAAUGUUGAUAAAGAUGCCAUCACUAUCCUGUGGAAGAGAGAGUCUGAAGUGAUGGAGAACAGAGAGGAAAGCCCUGCAGAUGAGCAGGCCCCCACACCUCCAGAGCGAGGACUGCUCCACAUCUGGCAGUCAGCGGGCCCUAGUUCACAAGUCAGUCCAGAGAGAGUGCUGCUGUCCAGGCCUGUCCUUCAGGCAAGCCUGGGAGACCAACAUGGACUCCUGCUGAUACAGGGUGGACAGGUCUAUUCCUUUGGAGUGCUGUCAUGGAGGGAUUUUAGCAUCCCGGUGUCAGCUCCGUUGCUGGAGGUCUCUCUGCUGGGGAGGACGGUGGUCCGUGUGGCUGCGGGUGGUUUCCACUGCGGAGCGCUAAGCGAGCAGGGCAAUGUCUACAUGUGGGGGGAGAACACUGCAGGACAGUGUGGGCUGACUGAGAGGGGCACAGACACAAUUUCAGAGCCUUGCCAGGUCACUGUGGUGGACAGUGAGGUCGUUCCUCCAGCAGUGGUUCGGGUUGUGGAUCUGGCUCUCGGACGGGAGCACAGCCUGGCUCUAUCGGCCCAGAACGAGCUGUGGGCCUGGGGAAGCGGCUGCCAACUUGGCCUGGUCACCAACACCUUUCCUGUGUGGAGACCACAAAAGGUGGAGCACUUGGCAGGCAGACAUGUAAUUCAGGUGGCUUGUGGUGCCUACCACAGCCUGGCCCUGGUUCGGAGUUUACCUCAACAGAAUACCCAGAAUCCUUCUGAGAGGAGGCAGCGGGGUCGGUCACCUCACUAUUCAGUGACAGAAAGGGAGGAGCUGUUUGCAGCUGAAACUGGUCACUACUGUCCGCUGGGGGUGGAGCUGACUGAAGUCAUGACAGACGAGACCUCUCCCAGUAGAAGAGACCCAAGACAAAGGGUCAAACCUGGGGAAAGGUCAGCUGGUAGCAGCCCUGGCUCUGCAGCCGGUUUAUGUCCAUUUUCUGAAGAUGGCAACUCUAACUCUAAACAGACAAAUCUUCCAGUUGGGCACACUCACCCCCUCAAUGAAACUGACAACAGCCGCAAGUCUCAACCAGUGUCAGGCUGGAGAGCCAAUAAGAGCCCUGCAUUCCCUGACGAAGUAGAGCUCCAGAACCUGCUCCAAAAACUCUCAAGUCACUCAUUGGAGAUGCGCCACACCACCGGGCCUGGAGAUACUGACUCACUGAGCAGUUACACUUCAGAUGACAGCUGUGUUUCCUCAACUCCUUCCACGGAUCUGUUGACUUCCAGUUACAAAGAAGAUUCACCAAUUAGGAGUCAAUCCAACAAUAAAAUGGCGUAUUCCUCCUCUCCUGUGUGUUUGGAAGAAGUUCGGCUUUGUCUGGAGGCGGAGAAGCCGACGCUGAAGGGACCAAAGAGCACCAGUCUCACAAAUAUAAAUCAGAAGGGCGAAGCAGCAGCAAAUAGGAGACGCUCUCUGCCAGGAACACCGACACGUGGGUCUCCACGGCGACGGCGGGCUUGUGUCUGCAAGCCGUUCUCCUCUGGUCGGACCCAGACUGCAGCACCGGAGGAGGCUGGAGAAGGGCUGCCGUCUCUGGAGACAGAAGUGUGGAGCUGGGGCCGCGGGUCUGAGGGGCAACUGGGACAUGGAGAUCAGCUCGCCAGGCUCCAGCCUCUGUGCAUCAAGUGUUUGACAGGUGAGGAGGUGAUCAAAGUCGCCGCAGGGUCACACCAUUCACUGGCGCUCACCGCUCAAUGCCAGGUGUACUCAUGGGGCAGCAACAUGUGUGGACAGCUCGGCCAUGUCAACAGUCCGGUCACUGUACCUCAACAGACAAAGCUGUCUGAAGGUCUUCGGGUUUGGGACGUGUCAGCGGGUCAGAGCCACUCCCUAUUCCUGGCUGAUGGAGACUGUGUCCAACCGGUCCUGUUGUACUGCGGCCAGCAGCAAGAGCCAACAUCAGUGCAGACGGAGAGGUCAAACCGGAGUCAAAGGUCACCCAAGAGAGCAGAGAGUUAUACUGUCAGACCCAACCUGCUGCCCUUCUGCAUGGAGAUGGGUUACAUUAGCAGUGUUAGCAGCGGUGGUCAGAGCUGUGCGUUGUUGGCGGACCAGAACGUCAUGGGUUUUAUCUCCGCUAUCCAUGAGCUGGCCUCCAGAGAGAGACAGUUCUACUGCUGGCUGAGCAGCGUCAGGAAGCUCCUCCUCAAACCGCUACGUAACAGAGAGAGCGUGUGUCCGUCAUUAGGGGAGCCAUGCACUCAUCUCUUCUUCUCCCUCUGUGAGAGUUUUGUCCGUCUGAGCCUCCUGAUCGGUCGACACUCCACGUCACUCAGCUACUUCCUUCAUGACGUGCAGGGCUCUGAUGUGACAUCCCUUCCGCUGCUGACGCACAAUGAGUACUUUCUGGACAUUUAUAAAGAGUAUUGUUCUUCAGUAGGUAACUUCCAGGUGAUGGGUGGAUUCAAAUCACUCCAUAAACUCUCCCUUGAGUGUUUGGGCUCUCAGCAGACUGUGCUCGCUCAGCUGUGUGUACCAGACCAGUCCAUCAGUGGAAAUGUUGAUCUGGUUGCCUUGUUGUACUGGCCCCUGCAGCAGCUUCACCAGUAUAGCCGAGUCCUGCUCAAACUGGCAGCCUGUUACGAUGUGUUAACUACAGAGUAUCAGACCCUCCAUCAGGGCUGUAGUCAGUAUGACUCCCUGUCUUCGUCCCUGCUGAGGAGGAAGAAGGAUGCUGAAACCACCUUCCUCUUCUGGAGUACCCACUCUGGAAAAACUAUGGAGAUCCUGCGUCUCCCACAGCGUCGUGUGGUUUGUGAAAGCAGCAACAGAUCUCUGACUCUGCAGAACGCCGGGCGGUUCUCCAACCACUGGUUCAUGCUGUUCAAUGACACACUGGUGCACACACAGUUCUCCACACAUCACAUCUACCCUCUGACCUGUCUGUGGGUGAAACCGGUGACUGAAGACAGCAGCGGACUCUAUGCCAUCAAAAUAACAUGUCCAGAGGAGAGUUUCACCCUGGUGGCCUCGACGCCACAAGAGAAGAACAAGUGGCUACGGUCUCUUAACCAGGCGGUGGAUCAGGUGCUUGGCGGUGCAGGUCAAGGAUCGUCUCCGGGGUUGACGGCAAUGUCUCGCACGGCCUCCUACACGUUCACCGGAGAGGGCCGGUUUAAAGACGCCCAGUACACCGGGGGCUGGCUGGCAGGACGAGUUCAUGGCAGAGGCACCAUGAAGUGGCCGGAUGGAAGGACCUACAGCGGGAACUUUAAGAAUGGACAGGAGGAUGGCUAUGGAGAGUGUAUAAUGCCUGACAAAGUGCUGAAUAAGCCAGACAGCUACCAAGGUGUCUGGAGAGAUGGCAAGAUCCAUGGUUUCGGCAAGUACAAGUAUGCCAGUGGCGAGGUGUACGAGGGCUGCUUCUGUGACGGGCAGCGGCACGGUUACGGCAUGCUUAGCUCCGGUAGGCUGGCCAAAAUGUCUUCCAGCGUUUUCAUUGGCCAGUGGGUCCAUGACAAGAAGACGGGAUACGGAGUCUACGAUGACAUGACCAGAGGUGAGAAGUACAUGGGACUGUGGGCGGACGAGCAGCGGCACGGCAGCGCUGUUGUUGUCACCCAGUACGGUUUGUACUAUGAAGGGAUCUUCAGAGACAACAAGAUGUGUGGCCCAGGUCUGUUGGUGUCAGAUGAUGACACAGCUUUACACGGGGAAUUUUCUGAUGACUGGAUUGUCAACGGGAAGGGUACUUUAUCCCUGGCUAACGGUGACUGCCUGGAGGGCAUGUUCAGCGGAGAGUGGACCGCAGGGCUGAAAGUAGUGGGAACCUACAUCAAACCAUCGGCAGAUGAACCUGAAAACAAAGAGAGAAACAGCCUGCUCCAGGUGGGUCAGUACGCGGUGCCUGCAGGUCAAAGGUGGCUCUGUGUGUUUGACGAAUGUUGGAGUCGACUGGGCUGUGAUUCUGCUGGGAGAGGAGAGAGGACUGCAGCCUGGGACAACAUCGCUGUCACCAUAACAACUGCAAGACGACAAAGCCCAAAUCUCAGUAGGUCUCAGAGUAAAGUACUGGAGUCUUUGGAGUUUAUUCCUCAGCAUGGAGAACCGGUGACAACGGCAAACUACGACAACAUACGAAGAUACCUCAUCAAGGCGUGCGAGACUCCUCACCACCCUCUGGGCUGGCUGGUGGAGACAUUGGUGACGGUCUACAGGAUGACCUACGUCGGCGUGGGAUCGAACCGCCGGCUGCUCAGACAGGCCGUCCAGGAGGUUCUGGCCUACCUCACUAAUUUCUUCAGCAUUGUCAGGUUUCUGUUUCCAGGACUACCAGAUGAUGGCGGCAUCAUCCCAGACCCGCCCGCCCCAUCUAAAAGCAAACAGAACUCUAACAUAGCAGAGCAAGGCGGUGUCAUGGUGGUGAGCUGCUCCUCUCUGCUCCUCCCUCAGCUGCUCCCUCGACUCUACCCUCCCCUCUUCACCCUGUACUGCCUGCAGGAGGAGCAGGAGGACACCCAGUACUGGGAGCGCAUCCUCCGACUCAACAAACAGCCCGACCAGUCGCUGCUCCGCUUCCUGGGAGUGCAGGAGAAGUUCUGGCCAGUGUGGAUGUCGAUUCUGGGAGAGAAAAAGCAGAUUGUGUCCAGCAGUAAAGAUGCCUGCUUUGUUUCUGCUGUAGAGACACUCCAACAAAUCAGCACCACCUUCACUCCGUCAGACAAACUCCUGGUCAUCCAGAAGACGUUUGAGGAGUUGACCCAGGAAGUGAAACCUAUGCAGGGUAGCAACUUCCUGUGGUGCAUGGACGACCUGCUCCCUCUCUUCAUCUAUGUGGUGCUCAGAGCGAGGAUCAGGAACCUCGACGCUGAGGUCAGUCUGAUAGAAGAUUUAAUGGAUCCCAACAUUCAGCACGGAGAGAUGGGACUGAUGUUCACCACACUGAAGGCCUGCUACAUCCAGAUCCUGCACGAAGCUGCUAUGUAGGAGCAGAGAGGAAGACACCACAGUGCUUCACACAUAGGAGCUGCCAGAACAAAACCAGUCAAACCACCAGGAUUCUACUGGAGGCCACUGGGAAGCUGCAGAUGGAGGGAGGAGAAAAGCGUCACUCCUUCACCGUCUGUCAAACAGGAAACUGAUGUCUGAAACCUCGUUAACUGCCGAUCCUGUCAGUAUGUCACAACACACCAAAUUUCUUUCUUUUGUACCUUAAGUUUUCAUAGGAAAGUAACACAUCGCCCUCUUCUGGACAAGUAAGAAAUAUGCUUUAUUAUCCUCAAAAUAACAUUUGGUGAGAUGUCACUGUAUAUAUUUUUUCAGUCAUAUUUUAUAUUAAUACAUCAGCUCAGUUUUCAUUUCUAAACUCAGUAGCAGCAGAUUUCUCUAAAAGGUCAUUCAUUAGAACAUACUAUUUUAUAUGAAAUAAAUAGUGAUGGCCCUGGAAGUUGUUGCACUGUAUAAUACUCAAAGCAAAGGGAGUUGAUGAAAAAAAAAAAAAAAAAAACUUUAAGGGGCUAGUUACUGAAAAUAUGAUAUAAUAAUGUAGAUCUUGUUUAAAUGGCCAGGAAAUCCUCAAAGGGAACUUCAAGGUUUUAAAGUAGUAAAGUAGUAGUUUUUUUUGUCUAUUUCCAUGUAUUAAUUUAACAGUAAAUGCACUGUUGAAAAUAUAAAAAUGUAAUGAAGCCUAACAUCGCAGUAUCAAAACUAAAUACAGUACACUGUGUUUGGUAACUGCAGUUCUGCUCAUAAUGAGCAGUUAAGACUGCUGCUUGUCAGGACAUAAACAGGUUGCGCUUUAUGUUUUGAUGUCGAUUUUGUAAAAACAAAGAUUCUCCUGCAAUUGAGGAUGUUUUUAUCACUCGUAGUUAUGUGAGCACUUUUUUUUCAUUACCAGAGCAACGUCAGGAGACACAGAUGGAGUUAACAAUUUUACCGUCUGUUUGAAAUCAAAACCAACCACUAAAUGACUCAACUGAGGUUUCAAUAUUUCUUCCAUCAGAAGCCAAACCAAAUUCACCGAGUCAGAAAGCUUAAUGUCUCAUUUAACAUUUAUGUUCCUUCAAACGUAAAUAAGUCUAAACAUUAUCUUACUUUGUUUGCAUAUGUUACAUUUCAGUGACAUCCCCUCUCACUCCCUUAACUAAUUUAGACCCUUUUACGUAUUUUGAGUGCAGGAGAGGUAGUUAAAAACAUUACACUAAACAGACAGUUUCAUUUCUUGAACAUUUUUAAUUAUUUUUAUUUAUUCAUCUUUUCGCCCUUGUACUCUCCUGUAAUGCAAACCUAGCCUGUGCUGUUGAAACGUGCCAUGAAGCGGUUUGUCUCAGGUCUGAACUUCUGAUAUUCACAACUAGUAAAAAAAAUAAGCUGACCAGUAGGACAGUAACAUGUCACUACAGAGGGAAGGUUUUUUAUACUUUACUUGAUAUAAUUAAUAAGAGUAACACUGAAUAGUUGAGCAUUAAGGAAAUAUUAAUUCCUUUGCUUAUAUUUCACUCCGUUUGUUACUCUGUCGAGUGUGUGUUUGUGUUUGAAUGAGCGUGUGUGAACAAGUCUGACGAGGAACACUUUAAAAGUUAAACUGACAGCUUUUUAGUUUAGUUCAUGAAAUAGUCAGGAGAUUAUAUUAUCUUUUAAAACGCAAUCGCUUUGGAAUCCAAGCUACCUUAAAAAUAAUAUGUAUUCCAGGAUUUCACCCUGUCUCCAUCAAAGUCAUUAUGUUUUCAGUCCUGUUGGGGAAAUCCUGCAGAUUUCACUGAAAUUUGGUGAAAUGUUUACCCCUCAAAAAGUGAUGACCACUUGAUGUGUAUCCAAUAUUUUUUUUCAAAGGAUUCAUUCACAUGGCGAGGAAAGGAUAUUUUAAACAUUCACUAUUUUCUUAAGAACUACUGCACUUCCUUAAAAGAAAAAAAUAUGGCAUAUGUACGCCAUGAUUAUCUAUCACUGUGUGUGUUUUAAUGCAGCUAAUUAACUAGAUUACAGAAAACAGCAAGGUACUUCUUUCAGUUAGUUUUUCGAUCCUUUGAUCGUAAAGGACUGUAUUUUCAAGUAAUAACUUUCAGUACUCUGUAUUUUUUUUUUUUAAGUUCCUUUCUCUGGCAAAAGAAAAAGUUUACGAUUACAAUUUGACCUGACAACCAGUUUUAACCCCCAGAAUGUCCCGAGCUCAGCAAUUUUAACAUUUGUUUGAGUAAAAAAAAUCAUUUUGUUUUCUUUCUUUUUUAAGAACCCAGGAGCUCCAAUCACUCUCAAAGGAAUUGUCUUACAUUUAUUUAUUAUAAGAAGCAAUUUAAAUUAUUUAUUAGAGAUUUAUUAAAAGUAUAAAUCCUAUAUCAGAAAAUUUACAACAACCUUGUUUGGAUGUUAAUUAUUCCUGUGGAGUCAAACAUUUAGAUUCCAUCUAAAAAAAUGAAAAAAUUAAUCAUCUGAGAACUUUGGAUGUUUUUAAGCACCGCCAUCAUGUUACUGACUGUUGAUGAACUAAACUUGUAUUUAAGUUGUCAUGAAUAAAACUGCAGAAACUUCAGAUUGAAUUGCAGAAUACAACAAAAACAAUAUUACAGAAUAGCAGCUGUUGGAUUCAAAAUAUUAUUCUCUUUUUCGGUGUUACUGAACAGUGUUUGUACUGUAUUUAUUGUUACUUUGGUUUUUGCAGAAUGUAGACAUGUAUGUGUUGAGACAGUUUUCUUUCUUUUUGCUAUUAAAACAGCUGCAGUUUAUUUUAAUACAGAAGUAGCAACUAAGGAUGGAUGAGACUAAAGCAUUCAGCUCGCCUCCAUUGACACCAGGUCAACGGACUGUACAGAUGUUUUGCAUGUUUUAGCCCAAAUAUCAACAAAUUACCUGACAUUUUCAGUCUACCAACCCAAUCAUUAUCACUGACAGGACUUCAUUAUGGUUUGUUGUACCUAAAUAAACUAAUCACUCAGAAAAUGCAGUUAUGAUUUCUAAAAUGGCCAGAGGUAAUAUACUGUAUAAAAGCACACAUAGUUUCUAGUUUUUUGGGCUCAAACAUGUUAAACAUGUCAUCGUCUUCUGUAAAAACCUAAAUUUCUUGGAGGUUUCAAAAUAUGAGGCUAUAACCUGACUGAAUUUAUGACUUGAGUUUAUUAUUUUUGUAACUAAGCCUAUAUUUUUGUAACUUCAUGUAUUAAUAGAGAGAGAUGAUUCAGGGGAACUGAUUGCAGAAUGUUAGUUUUGAUAGAUAAAUGCAGUGAGAUGGGAAAUUAAAAAUGUGUUUACAAUAAAUGUGUGGGCAAUAAAUUUGGUUUAAA